Molecule: messenger RNA, 3768 nt
Organism: Helianthus annuus (common sunflower)
Lineage: Eukaryota; Viridiplantae; Streptophyta; Magnoliopsida; Asterales; Asteraceae
Product: AP-2 complex subunit alpha-1
Exons: 25
Coding region: 288-3347 (1019 amino acids)
Biological process (GO): intracellular protein transport; clathrin-dependent endocytosis
Cellular component (GO): AP-2 adaptor complex; membrane coat
Molecular function (GO): clathrin-cargo adaptor activity
Source: RefSeq, a predicted model, not a curated record
AAAGUCACCACUCUCACCGCCGACGUCUAUUCCAAAACUCUCCUUCAGUCCACCAUCUCCCCUUUCAACUUUCUCUCUCUAGAAUCUCUCUCUCUAGAUCGCACCUUUUUCUUCAUGAAUCUUCACAUUUCCGCUCCGAUUGCACUCUAAUCGCUACCUGCAACUGAAUUUGAUCUUCAAUCGGUUUGUUCCAGAGCUGUUGAGUUCGGAUUUCGAUCGAGAAACGAACGGAUAGGAUCUAGAGAGAGAAACACUUCCCUGUUUGAAUUGAUUGGAGUAGAGUUGUUAUGGCGUUGUCAGGUAUGAGAGGCUUGUCCGUGUUCAUCUCCGACGUGCGUAAUUGCCGGAAUAAAGAGCAGGAGCGGCUUCGUGUUGAUAAAGAGCUCGGCAAUAUCCGUACUCGGUUCAAAAAUGAGAAGGGUUUGACACCAUAUGAAAAGAAGAAGUAUGUUUGGAAGAUGCUAUACAUAUAUAUGCUAGGAUACGAUGUUGACUUUGGUCAUAUGGAAGCUGUUUCCUUGAUAUCUGCUCCAAAAUAUCCCGAAAAGCAAGUUGGGUAUAUAGUGACAUCAUGCUUGCUCAACGAGAAUCAUGAUUUCUUGAGAUUAGCAAUAAAUGCAGUCCGCAAUGAUAUUAUUGGUCGCAAUGAAACUUUUCAGUGCCUGGCAUUGACACUGGUUGGGAAUAUUGGUGGCAGAGAAUUUGCGGAAUCACUAGCACCUGAUGUUCAGAAGUUGCUUAUUUCAAGCAGUUGCAGGCCACUAGUGAGAAAGAAAGCUGCGUUAUGUCUAUUACGGCUUUUUAGGAAAAAUCCUGAUAUUUUGAAUGUUGAUGGCUGGUCAGAUCGAAUGUCACAACUUUUAGAUGAGCGGGAUCUCGGUGUUUUAACAUCUUCAAUGAGUCUGUUUGUCGCUUUAGUAUCCAACAACCAUGAAGCAUAUUGGAGCUGUCUUCCAAAAUGUGUUAAAGUUAUGGAAAGGCUCGCUAGAAAUCAAGAUAUUCCUCAAGAAUACACAUAUUAUGGUAUUCCUUCUCCAUGGCUUCAGGUGAAAACAAUGAGGGCACUUCAGUAUUUUCCAACUGUUGAAGAUCCAAGCAUUAGAAGAGCGUUAUUUGAGGUUCUACAACGAAUACUCAUGGGAACAGAUGUGGUGAAAAAUGUUAAUAAAAAUAAUGCUUCUCAUGCUGUUCUAUUUGAAGCCCUUGCUCUUGUCAUGCAUCUUGAUUCUGAGAAGGAGAUGAUGUCUCAAUGUGUUGCAUUGCUUGGGAAAUUUAUAGCUGUUCGUGAGCCGAAUAUCCGGUAUUUGGGUCUGGAGAAUAUGACUAGAAUGUUGAUGGUUACAGAUGUUCAUGAGAUUAUAAAAAGACAUCAAGCACAGAUUAUUACCUCAUUAAAAGAUCCUGAUAUCAGCAUCCGGCGACGUUCCUUGGAUCUGCUUUAUGGCAUGUGUGAUGUCUCGAAUGCCAAAGACAUUGUUGAAGAACUAUUGCAGUAUCUUGGCACAGCAGAUUUUGCAAUGCGUGAAGAGUUGGCUCUGAAAGCUGCUAUUCUUGCGGAGAAAUUUGCACCUGAUUUAUCAUGGUAUGUGGAUGUUAUACUUCAAUUGAUUGACAAAGCAGGAGACUUUGUCAGUGAUGACAUUUGGUUCCGUGUAGUGCAGUUUGUGACUAACAAUGAGGACCUUCAGCCUUAUGCAGCACUGAAAGCCAGAGAGUAUAUUGAUAAGCCCGCCACACAUGAGACAAUGGUGAAGGUUAGUGCUUAUCUGCUUGGAGAAUAUAGCCAUCUCUUGGCCAGACGACCUGGUUGUAGCCCAAAGGAAAUAUUUAGCAUCAUACAUGAAAAACUUCCUACCGUAUCGACACCUACAAUCCCUAUUCUUCUUACAACAUAUGCAAAGAUUCUGAUGCACUCACAGCCACCGGACCCAGAAUUACAGAAUCAAAUUUGGGCAGUAUACAGCAAGUAUGAAAGUUGCAUUGAUGCUGAAAUACAACAAAGGGCAGUUGAGUAUUUUGCAUUGAGUAGGAAAGGUGAAGCUUUAAUGGAUAUAUUAGCUGAAAUGCCUAAAUUUCCCGAACGCCAGUCAUCAUUGAUUAAGAAAGCUGAAGAUACUGAAGCUGAUACAGCAGAGCUAAGUGCAAUCAAGUUAAGAACACAGCAGCAGACAUCGAAUGCUCUGGUGCUGACAGAUCAGCGCCCUGCUAAUGGCGCUCCACAAGUGAGUCAACUCGGCAUGGUUAUGGUCCCUAGCACGAGCAAUGCGGAUCAAAAUGCUGUUGACCAACGGUCAACGCAGUCCAACGGGACUCUGAGUGUUGUUGAUCCUCAGUCCGUUGCUCAAGAUCAUGCACCUACUGGUGAUAUCCUUGGGGAUCUGUUAAGCCCACUGGCUAUUGAAGGUCCUCCUGGUGUAUCUCCUCAAUCAGAGCUUAAUGGUGUUCCUUCUCAUGAUGGUUCAAAUGACGCUUUAGCCCUUGCACCUGUUGAAGACCAAGAAUCUACUGUCAAGCCAAUUGGAGAUAUUGGUGAAAGAUUUCAGGCUUUAUGUGUUAAAGAUAGUGGAGUACUUUACGAAGAUCCUUAUGUUCAGAUUGGUAUCAAAGCAGAAUGGCGAGGUCACCAGGGCCGUAUGGUACUUUUCUUGGGGAACAAGAAUACCGCUCCACUUGAUUCCGUACAAGCAAUAAUAUUACCUCCUUCGCAUUUGAAACUGGAAAUCUCUCUAGUACCAGAAAUUAUACCUCCACGCGCACAGGUCCAAUGUCCACUUGAAGUGGUAAAUGUCCGCCCGAGUAGGGACGUUGCUGUUCUUGACUUUUCCUACAAGUUUGGAACUUAUUUGGUGAAUAAUAGACUUCGGCUUCCUGCAGUGUUGAACAAAUUUUUUCAGCCUAUUCAAGUAUCGGCUGAAGAGUUUUUCCCCCAGUGGAGAUCACUUCCUGGACCUCCAUUGAAACUUCAAGAAGUGGUUAGAGGUGUGAGACCCAUGUCAUUGGGAGAAAUGGCAAAUUUGUUCAACAGUUUGAGGUUGAUGGUUUGUCCUGGAUUGGAUCCAAAUGCGUGUAAUUUAGUUGCAAGCACAACCUUUUAUUCUGAAAGUACACGAGCGAUGUUAUGUCUGAUAAGAAUUGAAACUGAUCCAGCUGACCGAACGCAGCUCCGCAUGACAGUUGCAUCAGGCGACCCAACACUAACGUUUGAGCUAAAGGAAUUCAUCAAGGAAAAUCUAGUAAGCAUUCCAACAGCUGGCAAAUCUCCUGCAUCCGUGGCUCAACAACCUCAGCCAACUAAUCAACCAAUUGCAUCAUCAGACCCGGGGGCUUUGCUCGCUGGUCUGCUUUAAAAAAAACCUUAAAACAUUGUAUUAUUAAAUUACAAGCCCAUUUGCCGAGAAAAACUGUAAAAUGGUUAUAAAAGUUAAAAGCAGCGGUACAACAAAAGGGGCAGACAAUGAUACGAGCAUGGGCUGGCGGGAUUAAAAUGUGAGCUUACAAAAUGAGCGGCAUAGUGUUAGCGUCGGUUUGUCGGGUAACAUGUGGGAUAUUGUGUUAUGAGGUCAUGUUUUUUUUUUUUUUUUUUUCCUCUGUUUUUACGAGGGUUUAUUUGUUUAUACAAGUUUUGAACGUUUUGGCGUGGUAUAACUAAUAUAGGGAGUGAUUGCAUCAAUUGGUUUAUGUAAUAUGGAUAGGGUGUGAAGAAGGUUAAAGUUGAUUGUAACAUUAUUAUUUGCAUUUGGUUGUCAAUGCACAAAAUAUUUGAUCCUC